ACUUAGAGAGAGAGAGAGAGAGAGAGAGAGAGAGAGCGCUUAGAGAUAUAUAUAUAUAUAUAUAUAUAGCUUAGAGAGGGAGAGAGGGAGAGAGAGGGGCGAGCGCGAAUCGAGUUAAGUGAAAGGGAGGAAGAAGAAUGGAGGAAGAAGGAAGGGGGGAGGGGAGGAAGAUUUUGAAGAUAACACCGGUAUAGCGCGUCCCUCGUUGAGGUUCUUAGCGCCGGUGCCUCGUUAAUUACACCUCGUACCUCGAUCGUAAUUACCCCUCUCUGCCACAUAAUGAGUCGAUUACCAAAGAUGGGGACGGAAAGAGAGGAGAAGAAGAAGAAGAAGAGAGAAAAAGAAAGGAAAACUUUUGCCGUUGUCCAUAUUCGUCAUCCUCGAGCCGAGAAAAGGAAGGGAAAAAAAGAAGGAGGUUUCUGGACAGUUUCUGGACACGAUAAAAAUAUAUACAUAUAUUCUCGUCAUAUUCGAAGAGAAUAAUUUCGUCGGGAUAAUAACGAGGAAUUUUAUCGACUCGAGCGUAUCUCGAAUACCUUGUGUACUUCGUCUUUAUCUUGAAUUCCUGCUUGUAAAAAAUUGAUCUAUGAAGUCGAAGAAAGCGAGUGAGCCGGGAUCAGAGGUCAUCGAGAGCAAGAUAUUGGUCGUCGCAACAUCGUCCUUCUCCCUUCGCUUUACCUUGACAUCUCGUGCCUGCCUGCCUGCCUGCCUGCCUGCGCGCGAUUCCUCUGGCGGGGAGGAGGAGAGGGGAGCAGACGUUAUUGUUUCGCGAAAAUCGAGAUAAUUUUGUCAUGGACGAGUCCGAUGACAGGCGCCAAGGAUGAGAAGAGGAGGUAUCCAUCCCGAAAAGAAGAGACCGAGAAGGACAGAAAGUCGUAAAUACGUCGCGCGAAACGGCGAAUCUUAAAUUUCUCUCCCGAGAUCGAUGGAGGGGGAAUGGAAAAGCGACGGCGCGCGACACUUAUCCGAUCGUUAAUUUCUCCAUCGUUGUAAAAUCGCACGGCGGAGAUAAGAUAUUUAUCAUUGACAGUUAUUGUUAUCGUCGCGAUAAAAUUUAAUCGAGACCCUUCUUUUUUUAUUUUUUUCUUACAACCUGCAUGCGUCACGCGAUUUCCUGUUCCCCAACGACGCAUCCACCGUUCAUCCAUCCAUUCACGAUAUUCGUGAAUCGUGCUUCCACGCGUUCCAUCCGUUAGAGAGUACGUUGUAUACCGUUCCUCGCUUCGUGUUUCGAUGAGAUUCGCAAUCCUCGCAUUAGAGAAUACAUUAUUAAGAAAAAUAUGUAUUCCAAUUAUCUCUGUAUUUCGACGCAUCCAUUAGAAGAAUAUGUUGUUAAGAAAAAUAUGUAUUCCAAUUUUCUCUGCGUUUCGACGAUAUUCCAAAUCAUCCACUGUUUCUUAGAGAAUAUGUUGUAAAGAAAAAUAUGUAUUGCAAAUAUGUAUUCUCUGUCGACAAUCGAUGCAUCUAUUAUUAGAGAAUAAUUAGAGAAUAUUAAAAUUAGAGAAUAAAUUAGAGAAUAUUAUUAAAAUUAGAGAAUAAUAUAUUAUUAGAGAAUAUAUUAUUAUAAUAUAUUAUUACACGUUGUAAAAAAAAUAUGUAUUCCGAUUUUGUAUUCUGUAUUUCGAUAAUCGACACAUUUAUUUAUUUAUUUAUCUAUUAGAGAAUACGUCGUAAAAAAAAAAAAAAUAUGUAAAGUUCCGAUUAUCUCUAUAUUUUGAUGAUCGAUGCAUCUAUUGCUUAUUAGAGAAUAUGUUGUUAAGAAAAAUAUGUAUUCCAAUUAUCUCUGUAUUUCGACGCAUCCACUAGAGAAUAUGUUGUUAAGAAAAAUAUGUAUUCCAAUUUUCUCUGCGUUUCGACGAUAUUCUGAAUCAUCCACUGUUUAUUAGAGAAUAUGUUGUAAAGAAAAAAAUGUAUUCCAAAUAUGUAUUCUCUGUAUUUCGACAAUCGAUGCAUCUAUUAUUAGAGAAUAAUUAGAGAAUAUUAAAAUUAGAGAAUAAAUUAGAGAAUAUUAUUAAAAUUAGAAAAUAAUAUAUUAUUAGAGAAUAUAUUAUUAUAAUAUAUCAUUACACGUUGUAAAAAAAAAAUAUGUAUUCAGAUUUUGUAUUCUGUAUUUCGAUAAUCGACGCAUUUAUUUAUUUAUUUAUCCAUUAGAGAAUACGUUGUAAAAAAAAAAAAAUAUGUAAAAUUCCAAUUAUCUCUAUAUUUUGAUGAUCGAUGCAUCUAUUGCUUAUUAGAGAAUGCGUUGUUAAGAAAAAUAUGUAUUCCAAUUAUCUCUGUAUUUCGACAAUCGAUGCAUCUAUUACUUAUUAGAGAAUAAUUAUUAGAGAAUAAUAUAUUAUUAUAAUAUAUUAUUACACGUUGUAAAAAAAAUAUGUAUUUAGAUUUUGUAUUCUGUAUUUCGAUAAUUAUUACUUAUCCAUUAGAGAAUACGUUGUUAAUUAUCUCUGCGUUUCUACCGUUUAUCUAUUACAAAAUAUAUUGUAUUUCGUUCUUCUUUUUCGAUGAUAUUCGCAAUCAUAUUUCGACGCAUCUGUCGUUUAUCGAUUAGAAAAUAUGUAUUUCGAUAAUCGAUGCAUCUAUUGCUUAUUAGAGAAUAUAUUGUAAAAAAAAAAUAUAUAAAAUUCUGAUUAUCUCUGUAUUUCGACAAUCGAUGCAUCUAUUGUUUAUUCAUUACAGAUUAUAUUCUAUUUUUCUCUUCAUAUUUCGAUGAUAUUUUCAAUCAUGUUUAUAUAUUGUAUUUUCUACAUGUAUUCGACGAUCGAUAUAUCUACUAUUUAUUUAUUAAAAAAUUAAUUGUAUUCUUCUCUUCAUAUUUCAAUCGUGCUUCGAUCAUUUCGGCGGAAAUGGAUUUUCGAAAUCGGUCGAUUUCCAGUGGUGCGAAAGAGGGGAGCAUUCCUGGACCGAAAUGAGCGAGGGACAGAUCCUGGAGGAGAGAUAGUCCAGUGGGAGCGUGCGGUGUCCUUCGUGGCGUUGCUUGCCCUUUGUCCGUCCACGUGAAAAAUGACUGCGGCGAAUGAUCAUCGGUGUACAACACGCACGGAUGAAAAAAGAGGGACGCGGAACGCGCGAUAAAUCUUUGCGAGUAAACGGCCGAUCGCUUCUUACGCCUCGGUGACAAGAAACUACCACCACUCGAUGCUUUUUCUUACGCGUAUUCGGAGUUAAAAGAUAGGAUUCUCUCUCUAUCUCCUUCGUUUAUCCACCACGACAACGAGAAAGUUGGAUCGAGAUCGUUUUACUUCUUUUUUUCUUGGAAGACCGAUGUAAGACAGCUUGUAAAUUGGUGAAUUAUCGAAAUUAUUCGGAAUCGAGCAAUCCGAGGUUGGUCGAGUUUGGGGGGAGAAGAUAAAUUUUUGUAAAGAGAGAGAGAAAAAAAAAGGAAAAGGAAAUAGCAAUUCGCUAUUCAAUGUUGUAACAAGAUAACAAGGUUCGAUAACGCGCGCGAUGAUACGUUUGUCGAUUAUGUAAAUACAAUAAACAACUUUAAACGAGCAAUUACGCAAGACCCGGAUCACUGCGGGGAGAAGCGGCAUCCACCGAUCGAUAAUUGCCAUUAAGAUUAUGUAAAACGAGUUUUUAAACGAUAAUUAGCGAAAUAAUUAAAGCGAGUGGACAGAUUUAAUAAUAAUAAUAAUAAUAAGUAUCCACGGUUGGAAAGGACAUACACCUCCCUUCUUUCCCUUCUCCUUCGAUUCCCCGUUCAUUCAAAGCUUGGAUCCAAUUCGUGCGUCGUAUACAAGGAAGAAAGUAAGCAAGAAACAUCUUCCGCUUUUGCGACACUUUUCGAGCUCUAUCACCGAUAAACACCGCCACGAGUUAUCCUUAUCGAGAGUACAACGCGGCCACUGUGCGCUUGGUGCGAUUCCCAGUCUCGCUUAGUUCCUGGAACUAAGCGAGGCAGUGAUAAACGCGGCAAGGUCGUGGCGGUGGCGGUGGCGGCGCGCGCGGCAUGGGAAACGAACAUGGCAACCCCCGUUCGGCUCCACGCCGCUCCACGACGUGUCCAGGAUCGUUAAUCAGCGCAGCGCCCCGGCUACCAUGGGCCCCGAUGGAGCCGUAAAAUCGUGUUCGUUUUGCGCUCGAAAACGCGUCGAGCCGCUACGCCUGUAUUCAUUCGCGCCUCGUGCCAACCUCCGCCUCGCUCGCGGAUACAUACGCCAAGCCUCAUACAUUUAUUCACCGAGUAAUUGCAACUUUACACGCGUGACACCACGCGAGCCGAGGACACGAGUUUCCUCCCCCACCUUCUUUCUUCUUUCCCUCUCUUUCGUUUCUUUCGAUCGUCGUCGAAAGCUUCGUCGUUUCGCGAAAAGCGUAUCAUAUACGUAUCGUUCGACGAGUAAAAACGGUUUUCGGAUCGAUAAAUUAGGAAGUGACGGUAGUCGGUAUUCGUAAGGCGACAAGUCACGGAAUCUCUAUCGUGCGCUUUGUUUGGGGGCAAUUAAAAACUCGUACAGUGCGCAGCUGCGAAACUUCGUUUCGGUGCGAAAAAAAGGGAAAAAAUUGUUUCGAUACAGAGACGGUAUUGAUUAUCGCCAAUUUAUCUUCGAUCCUUCGAAGGUAAACCUGUUGGAAACAAUAAUAGCACGGGGGAAUAUAAAAUUUUCGUAUCCUUAUCCAACCGCUCAAUUUUCCAUUGAACAUAUCGAUAGUUCUUCCUUUUUUCUCUCUCCUUUCGAUCGAACGACGCGACAUCUGCGAGCUUAAAUUCCACCGGCGUGUUCCGUGUCUCGCGUAUCUAGUGAAUUUUCUGAAAUCACGAGUCGCCGCCGUUUGGCGCCCGAGCAACGAACGAAAGUAUGGGCGUCAGGAAUUUCGCCUGCGAAUCGCGAGGAAUUCGGUGAACCUGCAACGCGGCAUAUGCUUCGGUACGUUGCUACCUUGAUAUAUACCUGCUAAACUGUUCACGAGAGCGUAUUCACGGGAAGCGCCAUAUGCGUGGUCGAUUAGGUUAUGGGUGGCAACCCCACAUGGUCUGUGGCGAGGAAAGAAGGAAGGUGGUGGCGCGCACGCAUAAAUUCCCUUCCUCUAGGUCGAGUGCUACCUGUGCGUUAUUGUGUGGCGUGCGCAUGCGCGCGUGCGCGCAAACGUCAGCCGGUAACGAAAUGCCGACACGUGGAAAUCGAUAUAUUUCCAAGGUGGACCUGUGUAUUUGCAUUUUAAUACUUUUUCGCCGUGUUAUUUAAAAUUUCAUGUUUAUCGUUAAAUUUGUCAUCGCUCUAUUCGUCCUUCUUCGUUCUUAACAAAAUAAACUACUUCUAUCAAGCGUUUAUAUCGGGAGUAAAAAAAAAAAGAAAAAAGAAAAGUAUAUAAGUAUUCAAUUAUGGUAUAUCCUAAAUUGGAAAAUGGUAAUUACGCCCUUGUAACAUUUUGCAGUUGAAGAGUACCAUCUUGUCCGAUCUUGUUCCGAAGCUUUUUCCUUUUUUCUCGGUUCGGGUCGUUUAUUAGCCGACAACAGUUUCAUUAACGCAGAAAAGCCGAUACUCCGAUCGACCUCGAGAGAAAUCUUGUGAAAAAAAAAAAAAAGAAAGAUAAAAUCGUAAUAACUCUUCAAUAGGAGUUUUAUUAUCGAUCUUUCGAUAACGAGACACGAGAUCAUUUAAUACAAAUAUUAAUUACACGAUAAAUUCGCAAACGUGGAAUAAUUUGUUUUCAGUUUCGAGUCACAUUUACGUUACGUAACGUAAAUUCGUUGUUCGACUCGAACAAUGCGCAAUUAGACUCGUCUGGCUCGGCCGGUUGGACGAUAUUUUAAGACUUUGUUUUAAGAUACUUCUAACAACGCUUUUGCAUUUAUUUUUCAGAUACAACGCGAUCUCUCUUCAGUGUUAAUUUCACGAUAAUUAUCGGUGAUGUGGCCAGUUAGCCUGACCGACGUGGUUCAAGAAUAUAAUUACGGAACAAAUUGUCCAUUCAAAGGUUCAAGGACGAGCGGGAAGGAGAUAACUCUCUAAAUUGCUCUUAAAUCAUUAAGUAAGAAGUUGAAAUCUACUCGUAAGCGCGAGUAGAAGGAUGAAAAGGAGCGAGAGGUUCGAGUGUUAUCAGUGAUCGAUAACGGCGAAAUAGAUGGCGGAAGGAGCAAGGAGGACGAAAGAGGGCGAUUCACGAAGAUGAGAAUCUCGGGCGUUGUAGGGCCUUUGGAUGGAUGGAGGAAAGUGGUGGGGAUGCGGACAGGGGUAUGGGGCGCUGCAAGCCAGUAGGGUGGGAAAGAGGGGGAGAAGAUGGGGGUUUAGGGCCCGAGAUCGAGUAUGAGGCCUUAUGGAGGGGAUAGGCGCGUGCCCGCCCUGGCUAUAUAAGGCCUCGAACCCUUCUUAGUAAGGCAUUUCGGGAGCCAGAUCCGUGCCGUGAGCGUCAAGGGUGCGGUUUUUUUUAAAAGUUUCUCGACUUUACCGAUCUUCUCGUCACGUACAAACCGUGCGAUUUCCGACGUCUCGUUUAUUUUCUCUCCACUUUUUCCCGAGCGACGCGUUCCUCGUGUGUUUCCUAUAUCCCCCCCCCCUCCCCACCUACCUUUCUCUCUCUCUCUUUCCACGACUCGCAGAGCACGCGUCGCCGCCGAAUUACGUCCUCGAGUUGGUGAGACAAGGAGGGGGAUUAUCUUCUCUUCCCUCUCUCUCGGCCGGAGAGAAGAAUCGGAUCGUGGCCGUGCUCGAUCGGCGGCCCUCGAUCCAACAGUUCCGUUCCGUGCAGUUCUUCGGUCGUCCACGAACAACAACAACAACAACCAAUCAUCGUGAUCAUCAUCAUCAUCGUCAUUAUCAUCAUCGAUCGGAGGAUUCCGUCGGUCAAGGUCGUCCGGCACGCGCUCCAGCGCGCUCGCGCUCUCCUCCGUGCGAGCGGGAGCGGAGUCCCCGCGGGAGGGCGCGGGGGAGGAGGAGGAGGCGGGAGGAGGGGGAGUCAGUGAUAUGACCUUAGUGGGAUCGGCGAAGGAGGGAAUAUCGAGCCGAGCGUUGCCCGUCAUGUUGAGCGUGCAGCACCACCACCACCACCACCACCACCACCACCCCAACCAUCUUCAUCACCACUCGGUCGGCUCGUCGGCUGCCGGCGGCCAAAGCCACGCGCGGGGCAACGUGAUCGUCUCCGCUGCGGGCACCGCGCAGCAGAGUGGAGGCGGUGGAGGCGGAGGGGACAUCGGCAAGAUCCAGCAGCACGGUUGCAAGCGGUCCAAGAUUUACGGGCAGGGGGGCGGCCCGUACGGGACCGUGCCCCAUCAACCGGCCUCGGUCGCGAGGCGGAACGCGCGCGAGCGGAAUCGCGUCAAGCAGGUGAAUAAUGGAUUCGCCACGUUGAGGCAGCACAUACCGCAGAGCGUGGCCCAGGCGUUGGGCGGGAGCACGGCGGGGACCCACGGCGGGUCCAGGGCGGGCAGUAAAAAGCUGUCCAAGGUCGAGACGUUGAGGAUGGCGGUCGAGUACAUAAGGAGUUUGCAGCGCCUUUUGGAGGAGCACGACACCGGCUCGGACGUGGCGAGCGUGUCCUCCCCCACGUCCUCGUCGUCGUCGUCGUCGUCUUCGUCGUCGUCGUCGUCUCCCCCCUCCUCCGCCUCGUCCACGUGCAGCUCGACGAACGGGAUAGGCGUGGAGGCGUCCGCGCUGCGCCACUCCUCCCCGGAGCUCAGACUUCGAGGGAACGGCAACGCUGGGAGCGGCAAUAACAAUAACAAUAACAGUAACGGUGGUAAUAAUAACAAUAACAACAACAACAACGAAAUUCGACACCACGCCGAUCUGCACCGGCACCAACACCUCAGACAAAAUCCAAGCCCGACCUUCGUCCCUUGCUCCGAGGCCUCGAGCUCGCCCACGCCGAGCUUCGUCUCCGAGGCGUCGUCGGCCGGCAGCCAGGGCUACGCCACCUCGGCCACCCUUUACGCACCGCACUCGGACGGCUACGACAAUUACGAGCCAAUGAGCCCCGAGGACGAGGAGCUGCUCGACGUCAUCUCGUGGUGGCAACAGAGUCAAUGAACGUGUUCGCCCAUCCCUUUCCAAGGUUAUAGAAACAAUGGGGAAUGGCGGAAAAAAAAGCGCAGAAACGACGAACGCUGUUCUAACGCUGUGAUCUAGUCAUAUUGUAAUAAUAUUUUUGUAAUAACGAUUGUAAUAAUUUUACGAACGAGGGCAAAUCGAAUUAGAUUAGAAUUA
Molecule: messenger RNA, 8147 nt
Organism: Apis mellifera (honey bee)
Lineage: Eukaryota; Metazoa; Arthropoda; Insecta; Hymenoptera; Apidae
Product: achaete-scute complex protein T3
Exons: 6
Coding region: 6906-7970 (354 amino acids)
Biological process (GO): positive regulation of transcription by RNA polymerase II; sensory organ development; neuron differentiation
Cellular component (GO): RNA polymerase II transcription regulator complex
Molecular function (GO): DNA-binding transcription factor activity, RNA polymerase II-specific; protein dimerization activity; RNA polymerase II transcription regulatory region sequence-specific DNA binding
Source: RefSeq, a predicted model, not a curated record